Molecule: messenger RNA, 1351 nt
Organism: Mirounga angustirostris (Northern elephant seal)
Lineage: Eukaryota; Metazoa; Chordata; Mammalia; Carnivora; Phocidae
Gene: CCL19
Product: C-C motif chemokine ligand 19
Exons: 4
Coding region: 781-1083 (100 amino acids)
Biological process (GO): immune response
Cellular component (GO): extracellular region
Molecular function (GO): chemokine activity
Source: RefSeq, a predicted model, not a curated record
AGAGAAAGGGGCAGCGCUGGCUGAGCCAAGAGGUUGAAUCCCAGAGGCCUGAGAUGGGUGUCGGGCCUCUUCCCCAGGAACAUUCCCUUUCGACUCCGCUUGUCCCAAGGAAGGGACUGGUUCCCAGAUAACGAAUGGGCAGCAUAGGGAGGUUACCCCAGGCUUCGUGACUGUUCUGAGAGGACCAGAGAGACUUCUUCACCACCACCCGCACCAGAGAGAAGAGAAGAACCACAGAGACAAGAAUGAAAAUGAGGGAUAAACUUAGGGAAGAGGAUGCAACCCCUCACUCUGACGCCCCAAGCCUAACCAUCACCUCUGAAAGCCAGCCCUAUGGUUCAUGAUGCAAACGCCACCAAGAAGGCGAGACUGCAGAGCCUGUAUCUUUGGCUGACAGGGCGACGUCCCUUCUCUUGGCCAGAGUGCGGACUGCUUAGAUUCUCAGAGAUGAAGCCAAAAAAAGCAGAAGAGCAGGGAAGCUACUGAGGCAGGAAGAAGGGGGGCUGGGUCAGGUUCUGUCAGAAAGAGGGGGACAAAGGGGAUUCCACGGAAUGGAAGCGGAGGGGAAUUUCUGAGCAGGGAAAGUGAAAGUUCUGAGCCAUAAAUAAGAGGCAGUUGCAGCUUCGCACAGGCUUUCACACACAUUCCCUGAGCCCUCACUGCCCGCAAGGCCGCCUGUGCGCGUCCCAUCGCUCCCUCCCGCUGCCAGCGAGUUUCAGCCUCCCGAGACCCAGGCCCGCGCCCACUGUCUCACGGUCUGUGUGCCUCUGUCCGCCCUCCAUGGCAUCGCAAGCAGCUGCAGUGCUGGCCCUCAGCCUGCUGAUUCUCCAGACCUCCCCGGCUCUGGGUGGUGCCAACGACGCUGAAGACUGCUGCCUGUCUGUAACCCAGCGCCCCAUCCCAGGGAACAUCGUCAGAGCCUUUCGCCACCUCCUCAUCAAGGACGGCUGUAGAGUGCCUGCUGUUGUGUUCACCACACUGAGGGGUCACCAGCUCUGCGCACCUCCAGACCAGCCCUGGGUGGACCGCAUCAUCCGGAGACUGCUGAAGAACUCUGCAAAGAACAAACGCCACAGUAGUUAGCCCCUGACAGCCCCGGAGGGAGCCCUGUGUCUGAGUGAAGGGAUGUGACUCACUGCAGCCCUGGGGAACCAAGGAUCAGAAGGGAGGACCAGGCCUCCAGCGACUCUGCACCAGACCUGACCCAGCCGGGACGGGGCCUGGAGUGUGAGUGUGAGUGUGAGUGUGAGUGUGAGUGUGAGCAGGGGUGAGUGUGGCGUAGCAGGAGUGCAGCUUCUUCUCUACACCCAGACCACAAUGCUUCCAAUAAAGCCCGACUGGUACCCACGGA